Messenger RNA from Branchiostoma belcheri (Belcher's lancelet), 4725 nucleotides. Its product is annotated as phosphatidylinositol 4,5-bisphosphate 3-kinase catalytic subunit alpha isoform-like. The record is from RefSeq and is a predicted model, not a curated record. Gene Ontology annotation, molecular function: 1-phosphatidylinositol-4-phosphate 3-kinase activity; 1-phosphatidylinositol-3-kinase activity. The transcript is spliced from 23 exons. Gene Ontology annotation, biological process: phosphatidylinositol-mediated signaling; cell migration; phosphatidylinositol 3-kinase/protein kinase B signal transduction. Gene Ontology annotation, cellular component: cytoplasm; phosphatidylinositol 3-kinase complex, class IB; plasma membrane. Lineage: Eukaryota; Metazoa; Chordata; Leptocardii; Amphioxiformes; Branchiostomatidae.
UGACGAUAUUUGUUUGAAAACUCCUAAAUAACCAGACCCCUGUCGGUGCACUAGCGGUAGAUCUAUUUUAGGACUAUUUCGAAAGAUAAGGGCUUUGUUAUGCACCCAGUGGAGCAUCAUCAGAAAUCAGGGAACAACAGAAACCAAGGUGUUUUGUGCGAGGAUGCCGACUUGUUUUGAAAGAUGUGGACUCGGCAGUAAGAGGCAGGCUAUGCGGAUGACGCAGGAGGGAACUUGGGCAGAGACAACACCUGACAUCUGCUAGAGACAGCCAGCACCACAGACAACCAGACUACACCAUGCCACCCUCAUCAGGAGAACUAUGGGGGAUGCACCUCAUGCCCCCAAAGGUGCCAGUAGACUGUCUCCUACCGACUGGGAUUAUGAUCACUCUGGACGUUCCACGGGAAGCCACGCUGGAGCACAUCAAAGGAGACCUUUGGCGAGAGGCCAGGAAAUACCCUCUCUUCCACAAGCUGCAGGAUGAGACUAUGUACAUAUUUAUCAGUAUUACACAGGAGGCAGAAAAGGAAGAGUUUUACGAUGAGACCAGGAGAUUUUGUGACCUUAGACUCUUCCAACCAUGGCUGAAGGUCACGGAACCCAGGGGUAACAGGGAGGAGAAAAUACUCAACUCAGAAAUAAGUCUUGCUAUAAGCAUGCCUGUGACAGAAUUCGGCACAGUGAAGGACCCUGAGGUGAUGGACUUCCGUAGGAACAUCCUGACCACCUGUCUGCAGUCGGUCCAGGAGAGGGACAGUGACGGCUUGACCGGCCAGUCUCUCUACGUCUACCCUCCCAUCAUAGAGACUGACCCCUCUCUCCCAAGAAACCUGGAUGCUAAACUGGACAUAGGGCACAUUAUUGUGGCGAUCUGGGUGUUAACAAGAGACAACGAGAGACAGAAGUACACAGUCAAAGUCUCCAAGACGUCUCUACCUGAAGAUGUCAUUGCAGGGGCAAUAAAGAAGAAGACGAGAACCAUGGGAUUGACCCCCGAGCAGCAGCAGCAGUGUAUAGAAGAGUACCAGAACAGCUAUGUACUGAAAGUGUGCGGAGCUGAGGAGUAUAUGCUGGGCAGAUAUCCCAUCAUACAGUAUAAGUACAUUCGAAUGUGCCUGUCGAGAACCAGAUUUCCCAACCUGAUGUUGAUGUCCAAAGAGGUAGUGUACGCCUCGCUGCCAGAGUCCACAUUCCAUCUGCCGUCCUACGCUCGCAGGGGGUCCAGCGCCGUUCUCAAUCCCUCCAACGGCACGGCCCAGAUCCGCUGUAUCUACGACAUCCAGAGUCCGCUCAGAAUAAAGAUUCUCUGUGCAACAUACGUCAACGUAAAGGAACAUGACAAGAUCUAUGUAAGAUCAGGAGUGUACCAUGGAGGAGAGCCCCUCUGCACGCCGGUCAACACAAACCGCGUCCCGUGUUCCAACCCGCUGUGGAACGAGUGGCUGGAGUACGAGAUCGCCAUCCCGGACAUCCCGCGGUCGGCACGCCUCUGUCUGUCCAUCUGCUCUGUCAACAGGAAGAAAGGGAAGAAGGAGGACCACUGCUGCCUGGCCUGGGGGAACAUCAACCUGUUUGACUACCAAGGCAACCUGCAGAACGGCAAGUACCAGCUCAACAUGUGGUCUGUGCCCCAUGGCAUGGAUGACCUGCUGAAUCCUAUUGGCUCCACCGGUCAAAUCCCAGCAAGGUAGGAUACUCCGUGUCUAGACCUGGAGUUUGACCGGUUUGCCCAUGUGGUGAAGUAUCCCAACGACCAGCAGAUCGAGGAGUACGCCAAGUGGAUCGCCAACGUCAACUCUGAGGGGAACAUCCUACGAGGAACCACCAGCUCAGCAAGCAAUCUCCACGGAGCGAGUAACUCUUACGCGGAGAACGGAGACAGUGAACUGGAGCAGCUCCAUGAGAUCCUGAGGAAAGACCCGCUGUCAGACUUCUCAGAACAGGAGAAGGACCUGGUCUGGAAGAUGAGGAAAAGAUGCCAAGAAAUCCAAGACUCUCUCCCGAGACUGUUGCAGUCGUGUAAGUGGAGUAGCAGAGAAGAUGUCUCCCAGAUGUACAUGUUACUGGAGAACUGGCCACAGGUGUCCCCAGAGACUGCCCUGGAGCUGUUAGACUGUACGUACGCUGACCUCAAGGUGCGAAAGUUCGCUGUGGACUGUCUGAGGAAGACCAUGACUGACGACCAACUCUCACAGUACCUGCUGCAGCUUGUACAGGUUCUGAAGUAUGAGCCUUAUCUGGACAAUCCACUGGCCAGAGUGCUGUUAGAACGUUCUCUCCUCAACCAGAGGAUUGGCCACUUCUUCUUCUGGCAUCUCAAGGCAGAGAUGUCCAACAAGAAUGUUCGGAUCAGGUUUGGCCUGUUGUUGGAGGCUUACUGUCGAGCCUGUGGAGCGUACCUGAAGAACCUGGUUAGACAAGUGGAGGCCCAGGAGAAACUCACCAUGCUGACUGAAACACUACAGGAGAGGGAGAAAGAGAAGAAGGACACAACACAGAGGGAGAGAUUAAAGUUCCUAGGAGAGAAGAUUAACCAGGAGGAUUAUCUGGAGGCCCUGCAGAACUUUCCCUGUCCACUCAACCCCUCUCAUCUGCUAGGAACACUGCUUAUUAAAGAGUGUAAAGUGAUGAAGUCGGCCAAGCGCCCCUUGUGGCUGAACUGGGAGAACCCUGACCCUAUGGCUGACCUCUACUUCCUCAACCAGAUGAUCAUCUUCAAGAAUGGUGAUGAUCUGCGUCAGGACAUGCUGACAUUACAGAUGAUCCGGAUCAUGGACAACAUCUGGCAGACCGAGGGGCUGGAUCUCAGAAUGCUGCCGUACCAGUGCCUGUCUGCUGGUAACUGUGUGGGCAUGAUUGAGGUCGUGAGGAAUGCCAAGACUGUCAUGCAGAUCCAGAGGAUGAGCGGCAUCACCGGCACGCUGCAGCUCAGGAGCGACUCUCUACACGAGUGGAUCAAGUCCAAGAACAAGGGGGACAGGUAUGACCGAGCCAUCGAGGCCUUCACACUGUCCUGUGCAGGCUACUGUGUGGCCACCUUCAUCCUGGGCAUCGGUGAUCGUCAUAACGACAACAUUAUGGUGAACGAAGAGGGGCAGAUCUUCCACAUCGACUUCGGCCACUUCCUGGGCCACUUCAAGAAGAAGUUUGGGUACAAGAGGGAACGUGUGCCCUUCGUACUGACUGAAGAUUUCCUCAAGGUCAUAGCCAAGGGAGGCGACUACCAGAAGAGCAAGGAGUUUAAAAGUUUCCAAGAGCUGUGCCGUCGGGCGUACCUCUAUCUCCGCAAACACGCCAACCUGUUCAUCGUACUCUUCACCAUGAUGCUUUCCACGGGGAUCCCCGAGCUCCAGUCCUUUGACGACAUUGAGUACCUGCGUAAGACUCUGGCUGUGGAGAUGACAGACACAGAAGCUCUUCAGUACUUCUCCAGCUGCUUCAAUGAAGCCUACAGCAGGUCCUACUCCACCAAGGUCGACUGGAUGUUCCAUGGCAUCAAACAGAGCAGAUGAUUGCUUCACUCCAUUGUCUUCUUCAUUCUGAUUGGAUGCACUUUAUGCCAAUGACAGCAAAGAUGACAAUGUCUUACAAAGAUUGACAAGAUCAAACAGGGUAGAUGAUUGGUUUAUUGUGGUGUUUUAUACCUGUCUAUGGGAUGCAGUAUACUCUCUCAUCCAAUGAGAAACUGGAAGUUUAUCACGGUAUAAAGGGAGGUUGAAUGAAGGAUUUAAAUUUGGACACUCAUUUCACUUCUGUCUGACAAGACACGAGAAACUCAUCAAAUGAGACAAAUUUUAAACAUCAUGAAUCUAGUCUGAUCAUGACCAGCUUGUCUUGUGAUACAUGUAUUAACCAAACUUCAGUUCCUUUAGUUCAGAAACAAUUUCUCAGUCAUGUUCACCUUUGCAUGUACACAACAUCGUCAUCCAGUCAAAAACAAGACAUCGAGAAGAUUUACUCAAAGAGAUACCAAAUGGGCUAGUGGUUGUUGAAUUUUUCUGUGAUGUCAGCUCACCUAAUAUGGAUUUUCCUAUUGACUUCAUGAGGAUUGAAUUUUUAAAGUGGGCUCUAUCACUGAAUAACUCAAGAUAAUUCUGUCAAGAUUCAUUGUGAAAUUAGGAAAUACUUGUACACAUAAAUCUUCAUGUAUGUAGCAUAGAAAUUUGAUCGGUCAGUGAAGGGAAACAGUCCAGGUACUUUUGAAAGUAUCUCAGAGUCUGUUCUUUUUCUAGAGGUGCAAAAAAAGUGAAAAUAACUCAACUCUGUUAUCCAUGGAAGAGCAUUGAGGGAAAACAAAACUUUCCAAACAAACCACAGUUUGUAAAAGCUCUGUAUCAAGAAAGUCAUAGCGUUGAGAAUAUGAUGAAGGUAACAGAAGCAUAUUUAAAUGAAUGGAGAAUCCUCUUAGAUAGGAACGAAUGGUAAUAAUAAAUAUGCAAACUAGUUAUUUAAUGGAAUAUUAGGGUAACUGAGCAAAUACUCAUACAGGGAUGGAAACAAUUGCAUGAUUUCAGUCGUUCAAAUUAAAAUACUUUAUGAGGAUCGUAUUAAUGAAACUAUCAACUGCUUUGUCACUGGGUUUGUGUCCCUGUUGCUGAAUUUUUCCAGUUUACAUGUAUACAUGUAUGUUUAAUGGCCAUAAGGAUGCACUUUCUCUCGAGUGUUGCCAUAUAUGGACAAUUGACAUCUUAGAAUUCUAUCACACAGCCCAUACAUCUAGAA